GCGUGUUCUAAGAACCGAACGUAGACCGCUCCCAGCCCCUUCUCUGCAUUUUCUCCUCCACUAUCUCGCACAACUACCCCAGAUACCGACAUAUUUUCACACUACCUACAAUCAUCAAGUCGUCAAAUCUUCUCUUUCUUCCCCUUUGAUAACUAGGCAAUCCUAGUAUGUCUUUUUGUUGCCGUCAGUGCUAAUUAUUUUGAGUCGGAUGCUGCGCGAUUUGUUUCGGCAGCUGUUGAUUCUACACUUGCUACAUUGAGUUACAUGCGAGACAAUUGUUGCAUCGUUCCAUUAUCGAUAUCACCGUCGCCCGACGACUUGCUCAAACAUCGUCGUUUCUCUGAUCCAUUCCGUACCAGUACCACUGGUUUCGCAAUCUGAUUUCACGUGGGACCCGCUCGAAGGAUAUUGGUACUUGGGAAGUCAGGUGAAUGUCGAAAGCGGUUGGCACUAUGGAGGUCCUCCACCCUUCUACACCUUCCCCAGGAGCAACUCCAAGGAUUCGAACACCCAAAGCUCCUCAGUACGGGUAUUCCGAUCCUUAUGAACCGUAUACCCCACGCAAGUCGACCCGCAUUGCACAGCGAGCAGCCGACAGAACUCCUUCGCCCCAACUCUCAUCUCGCCAUUUUUCGGAGCCACAACAAACUUCCUUUGGAUCGCCCAAAUCAUCAAAGAAGCGAAUGACCUCAAACCUGGCUACACCUGCCCUUUCGCCGCAGAAGAAGCGCAUGCCUCCCAUGGAGUCGUCGCGUCGCCUCUCGGGUACUUUGACCGCCGAAAGCGCUGCAAACGCUGCAGUCGCUCUCGGAUUGGCAAGCAACCCUGAAUCGCGCUCCAGCCGUGCCAGUGCCUUGGCUGGCGCCGGGAUGCUUAUCACGCCGGCCAAAACUCCACAGAAGCCACCAACCGAACAGGCCAAGGCCAAGGUCGGCUCGAUCGCGCGCACCUUGUUCCACAACGAAGACGAUGCCGACGUCAUGCCAAGCCCCAGAAAGAUGCGCACCCAGAACUACACUCUCGACAGCUUCUGUAAUGAAGAGGAAGCCGACGAGCCCAUCCAGAUCUAUACCGAUUCUCACGAGCGCAUUCCCGAGAUUGAUGACAGCGCCGAGAAUCCGUUCUAUGUCGGCCAGUCAACUGCAGUUCCUGAGCCGCCGAAGCGCCGAAGCACUCGCCAAACUGUUACCAUUCCUGGCGAAGGCAAGGUGUCGGUAGACGAGGCGAUCCGUCGCGAAGACGGCAUGCUUAUUGUUUUCCGGGGCAAAAAACAGUUCCGCAAGUUUUCUGAAAUUGAUGAGUCAAGUUCGGGCAAAUCUGAGGGCCUGGAUGAUGGCGAGGGCGGGCUUGAAAGUGCUGUUGAAUCCAGCAGCAGACGUCCUUUCACCCGAUCCUCCAUCAAGCCCCGUCUGCUCUUUCCCACGACCAAGGCUGGAGAGUCAAAGACUGUCAAUGAGGACGAAGAAGCGGCAACCGAUAUCGAGGACCAUGUGUUGGCCGGCAUGGAGGAGGACCAGCCAGUUACCCCGGCAGACCUUGUUGAGCACGCCCCGGGCACGCCCGACGCCCCGCGGUUCGCGCCUGCCUCACCGCCCACGACCGCGCGCACCACCCGUUCCGCGAAUAAGAAAGUUGUCGAAUCCACCCCGAUGAAGUCCAAGCAGCCCGGCAAACGGAGCCCCUUUGACGGCUGGCGCCGGACGAAGAACGGCUCCCAGAGCACCGGCCAUAAGCGGCCGGGUGAUGAACUGGCUGCUGCCUCGACAAAGCGUACCAAGGCUUGAUUGUUGUCUUGGACUUGUACCCGUGAAGAACAUCUUGAGAGAUUUGGCGGGCUUUGAUUCGGAGUUUCUGGGGACCAGGCGGCCUUGUUUUCCUUGUGCGGAGUUUUCGGACGUGCAUACUUCAUUUUCGUGACGGCAGAGCAUGGAUGCUACUGGUACGUCACGUUGGCGCAAUUGGGCUAUCCUCUUAAUUGUCUGGUCUUCAACAGUUGUGGACAUGGCUCGAUGAUUACUGGUAUCAAAGGCCACGGGCUAGGACAUGUGAGGGAUGUCGAGGGCGCCGGAGUAAAUUAUGAAUGUCGUGUCAGAAUUAGGGAGAAUCGGAUAGCUGAAGGGUUAGACGGUCACUGUCAAUAUCUGUAUGUAUGUACCUACCUAAGGUAGGCAAGCUGUGGUGAUAUGCCAGCCACAGCUACAGCCGUGAAGUAAUACCGGGGACUAGGAGAGGCAACCAGCACUCGG
This is a messenger RNA of Canariomyces notabilis, 2246 nucleotides long. RefSeq lists its product as uncharacterized. Bases 453 to 1784 code for a protein of 443 amino acids. The record is from RefSeq and is a predicted model, not a curated record. The transcript has 2 exons. Lineage: Eukaryota; Fungi; Ascomycota; Sordariomycetes; Sordariales; Chaetomiaceae.